UUAGUGGCAGCAGAGAGGGAAGGAUGCUCGGGUCUGUGAUGUGAUUGGCUGUCCUCUGCAGCCUCCCGGCUCGCGGCUAUAUAACCCCCCCAGAGUCCCUCGGUGCGUCAGAGCGCAGCCGGAGCGGGUGGCGGACGGUCCUGACGCACAGCCGGUCCCUGUGGGAACUUUCACUGCUGGAAGGAAGCGAAGAACUCGGCACCAGGCCGAUGAGUGGGACUCUGCUGGAAUAUUGAUCGGGAAACUUAGAGCACUAACGCGGACAAACGGAGUCAGACCCCCGCUGCCACGCCCGGAGCCAGACCCAGUGUGUGGAUGUGUGUGACCAUGUGUGUGUGAGCGCCGUUAAGCGUGUGUUUUUUGCUUGAGUGACAGACAUCUUGCUGCGUGUGUGUGUGUGUGUGUGUGUGUGAGGAUGAGGGCCGCUCUGCUGUGUCUCCUGCUGGUCGCCCAGGUCGGAGCCUCGAGGUCGGUCCGCGACGCCCAGGGCACCCCCCAAGCUUCAGAACCGUCCAAGAACAACGCCUCUGUCCCGCGUCCGCCCCCGCAGCCACGAGGCUUCUUCCCCCCCAUGUGCAUCAAGCCUACGGAGAUCAAGUACGCCUUCAAGUACGUGAACACCAUCGUGUCCUGCCUGAUCUUUGUGGUGGGGAUCAUCGGCAACUCAACGCUGCUCAGGAUCAUUUAUAAGAACAAGUGCAUGAGGAACGGACCCAACGUCCUCAUCGGCAGCCUGGCUCUGGGGGACCUGCUUUAUAUCAUCAUCGCCAUUCCCAUCAAUGUGUUCAAGUUAAUAGCCGAGGACUGGCCGUUCGGCGUGUACGUCUGUAAGCUGAUGCCUUUCAUCCAGAAAGCUUCAGUGGGAAUCACCGUCCUCAGUCUGUGUGCCCUCAGUAUUGACCGCUACCACGCUGUGACGUCAUGGAGCAGGGUGAAGGGCAUGGGGAUCCCUCUGUGGAAAGCAGUGGAGGUGACUCUGAUCUGGCUGGUUGCCGUGGUGCUCGCGGUCCCCGAGGCGCUGGCAUUCGACAUGAUGGAGCUGUCGUACAGAGGCAACAAGAUGCGUGUGUGUCUGCUGCAUCCAGAACAGACAGGCAGCUUUAUGCAGUUCUACCAGGACGUGAAGGACUGGUGGCUGUUUGGCUUUUAUUUCUGCUUCCCACUGGCCUGCACAGCAAUCUUCUACACACUCAUGUCCUGCGAGAUGCUCAGUCGCAAAAAAGGCAUGCGCAUCGCACUCAACGACCACAUGAAACAGCGGAGGGAAGUAGCGAAGACGGUGUUCUGCCUCGUGUUGAUUUUCGCUCUCUGCUGGCUGCCCCUCCAUCUCAGCCGUAUUCUGAAGAACACAAUCUACGACCAAAAUGACCCCAACCGCUGCGAACUGCUCAGCUUCCUGUUAGUGAUGGAUUACAUCGGCAUCAACAUGGCCUCCCUAAACUCCUGCAUCAACCCCAUCGCCCUCUACUUUGUCAGCCAGAAGUUUAAAAACUGCUUCCAGUCCUGCCUGUGCUGCUGGUGCUACAGAACGUCUCCCCUGGAUGAGCGAGGUUCUGGAGGACGCUGGAAGGGCUCCUGUCACGGGAACGGUCUAGACCGCUCCAGUUCCCGUUCCAGUCAGAAAUACACAAGCUCCACAUGAACAACCACACACACACACACACGCACGCGCACACACACACACACACACACACACACACACAAACUCCUUCUGCCAAACCCAUGUGUCCAUCACGGAGGAACAGCUGCCACUGCCAACAGAUCAAUGAGGAAGGGGGGGGGGAGAUGGAGCCAGGUAGAAGUCACUCCUUCAGGACUCGUAGCGGACUGAAAGACUCCUACAUGACACGCCUACAUGAUUCUGUUCAUACUGGACGCUGAGGCUGGUGCUCAGCGGACUAAAAGUCUCGCAGUGGAC
Molecule: messenger RNA, 1918 nt
Organism: Etheostoma spectabile (orangethroat darter)
Lineage: Eukaryota; Metazoa; Chordata; Actinopteri; Perciformes; Percidae
Product: endothelin receptor type B
Exons: 8
Coding region: 416-1642 (408 amino acids)
Biological process (GO): endothelin receptor signaling pathway; developmental pigmentation; regulation of blood pressure
Cellular component (GO): plasma membrane
Molecular function (GO): endothelin receptor activity
Source: RefSeq, a predicted model, not a curated record